Messenger RNA from Xiphophorus hellerii (green swordtail), 2602 nucleotides. It is a transcript of the gene adgrg7.1, whose product is annotated as adhesion G protein-coupled receptor G7, tandem duplicate 1. The transcript has 16 exons. Lineage: Eukaryota; Metazoa; Chordata; Actinopteri; Cyprinodontiformes; Poeciliidae. Gene Ontology annotation, molecular function: G protein-coupled receptor activity. Gene Ontology annotation, cellular component: membrane. The coding region runs from base 1 to 2475 and encodes 824 amino acids. The record is from RefSeq and is a predicted model, not a curated record. Gene Ontology annotation, biological process: cell surface receptor signaling pathway; G protein-coupled receptor signaling pathway.
AUGGAGAAGAAGUUUGGGAAGCAGAGUCGUACUACUCCUCCUCCCACUACUACUACUGCUCUUCCCACUACUACUACUGCUCUUCCCACUACUACUACUCCUACUCCCACUACUACUACUCCUACUCCCACUAGUACUACUCCUCCUCCCACUACUACUACUGCUCUUCCCACUACUACUACUGCUCCUCCCACUAGUACUACUCCUACUCCCACUACUACUACUACUCAUGCUCCCACUACUACUCCCACUACUACUACCACUACUACUACCACCUCCACCAAGCCUCCGCUGAACUGUAUUCAUGGGCAUAAUGAGAGUGGCGUCUGUGUCUGUGAUGAUGAGUGGACGGGGAAGAACUGCUCAGAGGAAAAUUUCUGCACUGAAGCAACUUUAGGGAGAUUCAGAUUUCCAAAGACAACCAUUGGUUGGUUUGCGUACUCAGAGGAACAAUGUGGCAAAGAUACAGUUUCAGCUGGUAAACCCCAGGCUUCUACCAGAUGUUUGAUCAGGGAUGGAAAACCUCAGUUUGAUGACCCACCCCGGGUCCUUCGAUGUGAACAGACGCUCAGCGACAUUCAAAGAAACCUCACCAGUUCUGCAGACCUGGAGGUACUGGCAUCCAGCGCUCAGCUUCUGACGUCCAGACCUGAAGGUCUGAAACCUGAAGACAUCACCAUAGCAACUCAGAUUGCCAACACGUUGCUGCUGUCGCCAAAUGCCUCAGAGACCGUCAGGGUGGCAGCAGUUACUACCAUCAGUCAGCUGCUCAACGCCACGGAGUCCGAUGAGAAGGAGGAAACCAACACGUCUCAGAGCUUGACGUUGACCCUGGAUCAGCUCUCUGUGAACCUCAGCCUCACCAGCAACACGUCCCAGCUGGUCCAACCGAACCUGGUGGUCCAGUCGGCUCAGAUUCCAGCGUCGGACACCCAGGGAGUCCAGUUCACUGCGUUGGCAGGGCGGUCUGGCAGUUUUGUAGCCAACAGAAUUCGGUUGGACACCAACGUGUCAAAGGUCACCGUGGACGAGGAUUUUAUCGCUGACGCGCUGGUUUACAUCCGCUUCCCAUCAGGCAGAGGGGCUGAAAGGCGCCAGCAGGGGUCCAACGUCUCUCUGGGCUUCGUCCUCUACCAGAACAGCCGCUUCUUCCCGUCCAGGAUCUACAGGAGGCGGCGGGCCAGCCUCAGGGUCCUGUCAGCCAGCAUCGGGGGUCCAGACCGCAGUGUGGUGGCGGAGACUGUGGAGAUGCAGUUCAGAGUAAAGCUCCUACUUAAUACAUCUCUGCACGACUUCUCCUGCGUCUUCUGGGACUACGGCAAGCAGGACUGGAACACCCACGGCUGCCACAAGGGGAACGCUUCAGACGGCGUUCUCAGAUGUUCCUGCAACCACACCACCAACUUCGCAGCUCUCUGGUCUUUCAGAGAGGACUAUAAGUAUGCAAAAUCCCUGAUGAGGAUCUCCAUCGUGGGUCUGUCUUUCUCCAUCCUGGGCUUGGUUAUCACCAUCAUCCACCACCUGAAAGAGACUUUUCAGAUGAAAUCUGGUCAAAAACAAACCAAGCUGAACUCCAAGACGUCUCUGCUCUGCAUCUGCUUCAGUCUGCUGGCCUUCAUCAUCACCUUCCUGUCUGGAGUCCAGAACCUCAGACAGGACUACGAUACCAAGGAGCCGCCCAGCGAUCAGAACCAGAUCCUGGACUCUGAGAAGUCUGUGGUGCCGGAUUCGGGCUCCUGCACGGCCGUGACGGCGCUUCUGCACUUCUUCCUGCUGGCCACCUUCUCAUGGAACAGUUUGUACGGCACCCAGGUGGUUCUGCUGGUCCGAUCCAUGCAGCGCAGCCUGCCCUCGUACUGGACCGGGCUCAGCUGGGGAGUCGGAUGGGGAGUCCCAGCCGUUGUCACGGCGAUCACCCUGGCAACGACCUACCGGGUGGAGAACCCGCUGGCAUACAGACAGGAGGAGUUCUGCUGGCUGGCCGCUCUGGACCAGAAGAAACACUUCAGCUUUGGGAAGCCCAUGUUCUGGGCCUUCCUGGUGCCGCUGGGCCUGGUUCUGCUCUACAACACGGUUCUGCUGGGCCUCGUCUCCCUCACCACCUGCAGGGUGGAUCGCAAGCUCACCAGCACCAAGCGCUCCUCCCUGGCCCAGAAGUUCCUGGUCAGCUUCUCUCUGGCGGUUCUGCUCGGUCUGUCCUGGACUCUGGGCUACCUGGUCCUGGUUACCGAGAAAACCACUCACCUGGUCUGGAGCAUCCUGUUCUGCCUGUGUACCACCACCCAGGGCCUGCAGAUCUUCAUCCUGUUCACGGCCAGAACCAGAAGCUUCCGGGUCGCAGUGGGCCGGUCCGCUCACUACGUCUCCGUCGCCGGGUUCACCCUCAGGUCCACAACGUACUACCUGUGGAAGAACCGGGCCGAGACCAGAACCUCAGACAUGUACAACACAAAGGACCGGGACACCAGCAUCUAGAGCCAGGAACCGGGCCAGAACCAACAACUACAACCAGGGACCGGACCAGAACCAACAACUACAAUCAGGAACCGGGCCAGAACCAACAACUACAACCAGGGACCGGACCAGAACCAACAACUACAAU